CUGAAAUUAUCAUUCAGUCUUCGGUCUUCAUAUUGACAACAGUAGAAUCCUCAAAAAAAAAACUUUUAAAAAUGAAACUCAUCAUUAUCGCUUUUGCUCUCAUUGUUGCUGCUUCAUGUGAUGUUUCACAUAUUGUCGCUAGUGAAGGAUGGUUCAAAGACGAGUCUGGCUAUCAUUAUGACAAACCUCAAGGAAAGCUUGAUAACCCAGAAUUAGAAAUUGAAGAAAUUGUUGUUGCUACAGAGGAGCCAUUUGUUGAUGAGGUUGUCACUGAAAUUGCUAACGAUUACUUGCCACCAAAUGACUACUUGCCACCAAACAAUGACUUGAAGGAAUAUCUUCCACCAAAGUCUGAGGAAAUCAAGAGAAAGAGACAAGUUCCAGUCCGUAAAGUCUACCGUCGUUUUGCAAAGAAACACUAAAGUAAGCAAAUAUCAUAGCAUGAACCUGGACUGACUGUUUGAGAAAUUGACAUUAAUAUUUAAGCAAC
Chironomus riparius is the source of this 490-nucleotide messenger RNA. Lineage: Eukaryota; Metazoa; Arthropoda; Insecta; Diptera; Chironomidae. The record is from the annotation of a GenBank genome assembly.